GGGCGGCAGAUAGAGAGAGGGGAGAGACUGUGGGGACAUCUACACAAUCUCUAUCUUCAAUCAUUUCCCUUUAAAUGCCGUGAGUGAAGGACUGUUCUCAUUCAUUAACUCCAUGACCGUCUGUGGCCGCCUGCUCGCCCUCAUUCCCAGACCGUCUACCGGAGAAGGAGAAACGGGCAGGCUCGCGCCACGGGGAGAGAGGGCAGGAGAGAGGAGAGGAAGGAGGAGAGGAGGGAGACAGUCACAGAAGUGUAGAGACGUGACAGCCAGAGGAGACUCGUAUCACCCUUCUGGGAAGCAAGACAGAACAAGGCAGUGGUGUGCUGAGAUGGAUCCAUUCCUGGAGGAUGUCCUGAAGGGAGCCAACGUUACUGGAGAUCUCUCCUUGAACGACAGUAACAACCCACUAGAAAUGUUCUCAGGCAUGCAGCUGCUACUGCGUUUCAAGCCUCUUUUCCUGCCCCUCUACUGCCUCCUGGUGGCUGUGGCCAGCAUCGGCAACUCCAUCCUUCUGGCCUGCAUUCUGACUGACAAGAAGCUCCAUAACGCCACAAAUUUCUUCAUCGGCAACCUGGCGUUCGGCGACCUGCUGAUGUGUCUGACCUGCGUCCCACUGACCGCCUCGUACGCCUUCGACAGCCACGGCUGGGCCUUCGGGCGCCCUCUCUGCCACCUGGUGCCCUUGCUACAGGCGGCCACAGUGUUCGCCUCUGUGCUGUCCCUCACGGCCAUCGCCGUGGACCGCUACGUGGUGGUGGCCCACCCAGUGCGGAAGAGGAUCUCCGUGCGGGGCUGCGGGGCGGUUGCCGUGUGCGUGUGGGUUCUGUCCCUGGGCCUCGCAGCCCCUCCGUCCCUCCACACGCGCUACCUGGACCUGAGGUCCCGCGGCGUGGAGCUGGUGGUGUGUGAGGAGUUCUGGCCCAGCUCCGGCCAGCUCAGGGUGCUCUACUCCUGCUGUGUGCUCGUGGCCUCCUACAUGAUCCCCCUGCUGUCAGUCAGCGUGUCCUACUGUGCUAUCACCGUGCACUUGAGACGCCACUCGCUCCCCGGGGAGCCCUCACACUGCCAGCAGCGCUGGAGCCAGAGGAGGAAGAAAACCUUCUCUUUGCUCGUGGCCUCAGUGCUUGCCUUCGCCCUCUGCUGGCUGCCCCUGCAGGUGCUGAACCUCCUCCUGGACCUGGAUCAAGACUACCGCAUCGUGGGAAAGCGCUAUGUCAACGUGAUGCAGGUGUGCUGCCACCUAGUGGCCAUGAGCUCUGCCUGCUACAACCCCUUCAUCUAUGCCUCCCUGCACAGUAAGGUGCGGCUGCGCCUCAAGGGCUACCUGUGUCCUUGCCACCAGCAGGAGCUGACAGAGGGCCACCUCCUCUCCCACCGUACCUCCAGAAACCCCGCCACCUGCCUCAGCCUUCUCUCUGAGGGACCCCCUCCCAACAAGGAGACCCCAGGGGGCGCAGCUCUCGAGGCGGAACCCAACAAUUACAGCACCCUCUGAGGACGUCGGGGGAAAAAACAGCACGGUUCUUUCGGAGGGGUCAAAGGUUAUUUACCACAGCGGUGGCCAUUAGCAAUGUUUCAUCUGCUCAGUCACAGCAGGUUUAUUGACAGCCUGCCACUCUAUAGCACCAGGAAGUGGGGGGUGGGUGAGAUGGAGCUAAGACUCCCUCCAGCGUGACAGGACCACUGAUGGGAUCUGACGACAGUUCGCCCUCUGGAUCAUUCAUUUAGUCUGCCUUGGUUGUCACUACUGCAUUCUUUCUCCCAAUGGCCAGGUCCCUCAGCUGGCAAACUGUCACUACUGUCUGUAGUGAGAUGGUUACAGUCCCACCGAUAUGCUGAGGAGAACAUCCUGAUCUGAAGUCCUCGGUCUCUGAAUGGAUUACCCUAGAGAAAUUGGUAGAGGCUCGCUCUUUUUUUCUCCCUUAUAACUACAGUGGAUAUGAAAAGU
This is a messenger RNA of Esox lucius (northern pike), 1948 nucleotides long. Its product is annotated as 7 transmembrane receptor domain-containing protein. Lineage: Eukaryota; Metazoa; Chordata; Actinopteri; Esociformes; Esocidae. The coding region runs from base 113 to 1495 and encodes 460 amino acids. The transcript has 3 exons. The record is from RefSeq and is a predicted model, not a curated record. Gene Ontology annotation, cellular component: neuron projection; plasma membrane. Gene Ontology annotation, biological process: G protein-coupled receptor signaling pathway. Gene Ontology annotation, molecular function: neuropeptide binding; neuropeptide Y receptor activity.